AUGACGCGCCACCUAAUCUGCUGUGCACACAUUGACCACACCUACAAGCAGAUCGAUAACGAGCCAUGCCACAAGUCUGAAACCCGCCACGUCGAGGCCCAAGAGGGUGGUUGCAUCAACGAAGCAAUUCCGAAUAAUAUCUGCAAGGACAAGCACGAGAACAUCUGGGUGUUCGAUCAUUGGCCCAAGUCGAGGUCUAGGAUGUUUGUGGAGCCAUGUGGCCCGCUUGCCGACGGUUGUCUCAAGGGGGUUUUUAUGUUGAAGGAACAUACCUGCGGCCUUGGACGUGGAUUCAAAGGUGCCUGGAGACAUAUGGAUGUCGAUGGCAACUUGAUUGGAGAGGCUGCUAGCAAGAUGCUAGAGACAGGCGUAAACAAGGGUGCGGCGGGAGUUGACAUGAUAGAGACGGCUGGGGUGAAAGUUGCUACGGAGAAUAAUAUGAUAGAGGAGGCUGCAGUGAAAGAUGUCAAGGGUUGGGAUGUUGACAUGUUUUAG
This is a messenger RNA of Venustampulla echinocandica, 495 nucleotides long. RefSeq lists its product as uncharacterized. Lineage: Eukaryota; Fungi; Ascomycota; Leotiomycetes; Helotiales; Pleuroascaceae. The transcript has 2 exons. The record is from RefSeq and is a predicted model, not a curated record. The coding region runs from base 1 to 495 and encodes 164 amino acids.